This is a messenger RNA of Chlorocebus sabaeus (green monkey), 2563 nucleotides long. It is a transcript of the gene OSER1, whose product is annotated as oxidative stress responsive serine rich 1. Gene Ontology annotation, biological process: cellular response to hydrogen peroxide. Lineage: Eukaryota; Metazoa; Chordata; Mammalia; Primates; Cercopithecidae. The record is from RefSeq and is a predicted model, not a curated record.
AGCGUCUCGGCCUGCACAGACGGUCUGGCCGCGGGCGGUUUUCCCCGGGCCCGCCCGCCUUGGGUCGCGUCGUCUCCCGACGCCUCCUGCCUGGGCCGGGCCUGGGCCUCUCCGCGCCCCCUUAUCCGCCGCGGCCUGUGCCUGCUGGAGCUCCGAACUCCGCGCUCUCUCCCCUUCCCGCCUUCCUGUUCUCCCGCGGACCCCGCCCCGUCCCGCUCCUCCGCCGUCUCCCGCCCAGCGACAGCUUCCCCUUUUCGUCCUCCUUGGCCGCCCUUUGCCCCUUCCCGCCCUUUCCCUCUCGCCUCGGAGCCCCAUUCUCGUUGGCUACCUCUUCGGCCCCACUCCUUUCUUCUUCCGCAUCCCUGGUGCCUCGCUCCAACUCCAGCCUCUCGUUCUGACCGCGGGAAUUUCCCGAGGAGCGCAAGUUUCCAGCUGGAGACCCCGGGCGGGCAGAGCCCCUGGACAGCUCCCCCCUCGGCGUUGUCCUCACACUCCAAGCCACCUCCUACCCCUCUGGGUUCUGACCAGGAAUUUUCUCCGUUUGUGUUUAACCGCGACAGUGUUAACAGGAACAUCGAUAAGUAGUGUAAAAACUUGCACAAUGAAAUCCGAAGCCAAGGAUGGAGAGGAGGAGAGUCUACAGACUGCUUUCAAGAAAUUAAGAGUGGAUGCAUCAGGGUCCAUAGCAUCUCUGUCUGUUGGAGAAGGCACAGGUGUCAGAGCACCAGUCAGAACAGCAACAGAUGAUACCAAACCUAAAACCACAUGUGCAUCUAAAGACAGUUGGCACGGGUCUACAAGGAAGUCUUCACGAGGAGCAGUGAGAACUCAGCGUCGUCGACGUUCUAAGUCUCCUGUCCUUCAUCCUCCAAAGUUUAUACAUUGCAGUACAAUAGCAUCUUCUUCCAACAGUCAACUGAAGCACAAAAGCCAGACUGACUCACCUGAUGGCAGCAGUGGGCUGGGAAUUUCAACCCCGAAAGAUUUCAGUGCAGGAGAAAGCUCUACUUCUCUCGAUGCUAAUCACACAGGGGCAGUCGUUGAGCCUUUGAGAACUUCUGUUCCAAGGCUCCCAUCAGAGAGUAAGAAGGAAGACUCCUCUGACGCUACCCAAGUCUCCCAAGCAAGUCUCAAAGCCAGUGAUCUCUCUGACUUUCAAUCCGUUUCCAAGCUAAACCAGGGCAAGCCAUGCACAUGCAUAGGCAAGGAAUGCCAGUGUAAGAGAUGGCAUGAUAUGGAAGUGUAUUCCUUUUCAGGCCUGCAGAGUGUCCCUCCCUUGGCUCCAGAACGAAGAUCCACACUUGAGGACUACUCGCAGUCGCUGCAUGCCAGAACUCUGUCUGGCUCUCCCCGAUCCUGUUCUGAGCAAGCUCGAGUCUUUGUGGAUGAUGUGACCAUAGAGGACCUAUCAGGCUACAUGGAGUAUUACUUGUAUAUUCCCAAGAAAAUGUCCCACAUGGCAGAAAUGAUGUACACCUGAUAGCAAGAAGCGAAUUCAUAUGCUUUAAACCAAUGAAGGCUUGUCAAAGAGAUUUAGUUAAUGGCAGACCUUGUGGCCACUUUGUGUGAGAAGACAUCUCUUUCUGCUCACUGUGCUUGCAAUAAAAACUUUACUUGGCAUCUCAGUUAAUCUUCAUUCUUUAAACUUACUCUCUGAGUUCUUCCAUACACUUCAAGGCAAGCAGAUCAAAGAAAAAUUUAGAAAUGUUCCUGGGGGAUGAAGAAACUAUAAUUACUUGAGACUGGCAGCAGUGGGUAAAAGCCUUUGUAAAACAGUGCAUUUUUCAGAUUUGUUUAAGGUUUGGUAGCCAAGGAAAGUAAAAUGUGAUUUUGUAACUGCACUAAACAUUUGUCAUGCUGUAGUUGCCAGCCCAGAAUAUUAGAAGUUACAAGACUGAUUUAAACCAUCUCUGAUUUAAUGCAAGAUCUAUUGUGUCUAUAAAGAUUUCUCAUGUUAUUGUUAAGCCAGAGAUCUAAGGUUUAGAUUCAAUGUGAAUAAACUAGCUGGCCUGCCCUCUAUUGUUUGAGAGAGUUAUUAACCAUCACUAAAGAAGCCCCUGCUGGUGCUAUUCAUCCUGAGACAUGUUACAUGCAGUUACUCAAGCAGCUUGGAAUGGGCUGCUUCAGUUGGAGGGAGGAGGUGUAAUAUUUGAAACUAGUGUGUGUCUUCACCAUCUCCAGCAUUUUAAGUAUAUGGUGUGUUUUUUUGUUAUUAGUUGUAAUACAGGUCUCAUACCUCAGUUUCAGAUGUUCUAGAUGGUUACCUCUUUGAGCUGCCCUGUCACCCCAGCAACGCCAAAAGAGAAUUUUGUACAUUCUGUAUCCCACAGAUUUGGUCAACCAUUUCAAAAUCCCCCCCAGUUUGGUAAAAAAAAAUCUGUCUUCAGUUUCAGCUGGAUGAUGAAUCCUUGUUUUUCACGUGGCUCCAAAAAGAAUGUUGCAUGUGUUCAGACCAUCCUAAGCAGGGCCACCAAAUUUAGUGACAGUGUCUAGUUAUGUUAGCAAUAAUGUUAACAGAAGCUUUUGUUUAAAUUACAAAAUACAUUUAUACUAUUUACUAAAA